This is a messenger RNA of Puccinia graminis f. sp. tritici CRL 75-36-700-3, 5926 nucleotides long. Its product is annotated as chromodomain-helicase-DNA-binding protein 1. The transcript is spliced from 18 exons. NCBI's taxonomy places the organism in Eukaryota, Fungi, Basidiomycota, Pucciniomycetes, Pucciniales, Pucciniaceae. The record is from RefSeq and is a predicted model, not a curated record. Gene Ontology annotation, molecular function: ATP hydrolysis activity; chromatin binding; ATP-dependent chromatin remodeler activity. Gene Ontology annotation, cellular component: nucleus; chromatin. The coding region runs from base 248 to 5722 and encodes 1824 amino acids. Gene Ontology annotation, biological process: nucleosome organization; regulation of transcription by RNA polymerase II.
AACAACAACAAUAACAGAUCUUGGGAUUGGUCGCUCGAUCUUCGUCUCGUGACUUUUCGAUCGAACUCGAUUCUUUUUGCGGUUUGAUCGUAUCUCUCAACGUUCUAGACUGCAUAUCUAUAUAACUUCUCCCUUGCAGAACUUCAGCCGGAGUACACUGAGAAGUCUUGAGCAGGGUGUACUCAGUGGAGGGAGUUUUCUAUUUUCGCCUUGGCUCCAGUCAACCCACGCAGCAGAUCCAAUCACCAUGUCCCUGACCUCAUCACUCCCAACUGGAAAGCCAGACUCAACCGCAACCAACAAGCAACCCACCAAGACCCUCAUCAACCCUCACCCUACAGCCUCCGCAUCAUCAUCCUCACCCCCUUCAUCCUCACCCCCAUCCUCACCCUCAUCACCGAUCAGCCAACCCCCGCAAAUCACUCACACUCCCCAUUCUCAGUCUCCCUCCGAACUCGACUCCGACUCACCCUCUUCUGCCUCACCCUCAUCCCCAUCCAUCUCCUCAUCCGAUCACGACGAUCCUCCCAAGCUACCCUCCCGACGCCAAAAACCAUCAGCCACAUCCUCCAGCAGGCUCGAACUACCUCAGAGCUAUGAUGCUCAGCUCUACGGUCUUCGGAGAUCUACGCGCGCCAGUCAAAAGGUAUUCGAGCACGUCAGCUUAGAGUUCGAUGAUGAGGACGAUGGGACUGGUAACGAUGAUGAAACUAGGCCGAUCAAACGGUCCAAGAAACAAUCCACUUCAGGCAAGAAAACAUCCGCCAAGCGCAAAGCAGCAGAUAAAUCAGCCAGUGUGACACCCCGACCAGGGAUCGAAUCAGAGCAGGACGAUAGUGAUUUCUCGGGAGGCGGCCGAAAGCCUGGCAAACGUCGUCGGGCAGCAGUCAUCAAAUCUGAUGGCGAGGAACCGUCUCUCCCAAGGAUCUCAGCUCGGAGUGGUAAGCCACAGAACUAUAACGAGGAUGAUCGCUAUCUGGGCUUGAUCUCAGACUCCGAGGAGGAACAGAUCGCCGCUUAUGCCAAUCAACCAACGGUUGCGAUCGGAGAUGAGGGUGACGCAAUUGACGUGGUUCUGGAUCACAUGAGAGAUACUAAAUUAUCCGACCCCUCGCUCAAUGACCCAACUCAACACCUGUUGUAUCUCAUCAAAUGGCAGGGAUACAGUCACCUCCAUUCAACAUGGGAAUCAUACGAAUUCGCCAAACAGUACCGAGGAUUCAAAAAACUCGAGAAUUAUAUCAAGAACGUUUGGAUGCCUGAAAAUCUGAUCAAUAGUGACCCAAGUUAUACGGAUGAAGAUCGCGAAGCGUUUAUGAUUGAACGAAAUCGAACCCGGGAGCAAGUCGAGAGCUAUAAAAUAGUUGAAAGAGUGCUUAUGGAUCGGGAGGCGCCACCGACGCUAGACAUUGACCAUGAUCAUGUCGAAUAUCUCUGCAAAUGGCAGGGCUUAAAUUACGAUGCAUGUACUUGGGAAGCCGAAGAGACGAUCGCGACGAUCGCUGCAGAGCAGAUCGCAAUUUAUCGGGCUAGAAUUGAUUGUAAAACCGUCCCUUAUCACUCGACCCCACUUGGUAAAUCUAGACCGGUUUUCGAUAGGAUCAAAGAGCAACCCAAGUAUAUCAAAGUCGGUGGUACUCUGAAGGACUUCCAGGUCACUGGACUCAACUGGUUGGCGUAUGUUUGGCACAAAGGUCAAAAUGGCAUCUUGGCUGAUGAGAUGGGCCUCGGAAAGACAGUUCAAACAUGCGCUUUUCUAUCUUAUCUGUUCCACACGAUGGAGCAAUAUGGCCCCUUCCUGAUUGUCGUACCACUUUCGACUUUACCCGCAUGGCAAAUGCAAUGUGCUCAAUGGGCACCAGACUUGAAUGUUAUCGCUUAUAUCGGUAACAAAGUGAGCCGCCAAACAAUCCGAGAAUAUGAGUUCGGGCCUCCGAAGAAGAUGAAGUUCAAUAUCCUGCUCACUACCUACGAGAUCAUCUUGAAAGAUCGCGCCGAGCUUGCUCAUAUUAAGUGGCAGUAUUUGGCCGUUGAUGAAGCUCAUCGCUUAAAAAGUAGCGAAUCUCAGCUCUAUGAAGCCCUGAUGUCUUUUAACAUACAAUCCAAGUUGCUGAUCACUGGUACUCCGCUCCAAAAUAGUGUCAAAGAGCUCUUGGCUUUAAUGCACUUUUUGCAACCAGAUAAAUUUGAUCUCUCCGAGGGUCACUUUGAUUUGGAAGAUGAUGAAAAGGAGAUAAAGAUUAAAGACUUGCACAAUAAGCUACAGUCUAUCAUGCUUCGGAGACUCAAAAAGGACGUCGUUCAGAGCUUGCCAACUAAGAGUGAAAGGAUUCUUCGUGUGGAAAUGUCAGAGUUACAGAUGUUUUGGUACAAGGCAAUCCUCACCAGGAAUUAUGCCGCAUUAGCCUCCAGUGAUUCUCAAGUCUCACUACUAAAUAUUGCCAUGGAGCUGAAAAAGGCCAGCAACCAUCCAUUCUUGUUUCCCGGCGCCGAGCCUAUGACCGAUUCAAAAGAAGCAGCCUUGCGUGGGGUAGUUGUUAAUAGUGGUAAGAUGAUCUUACUCGAUAAGCUGUUGACGCGACUCAAGGCAGAAGGCCAUCGGGUCUUAAUUUUCAGUCAAAUGGUUCGAAUGCUUGAUAUCAUGUCAGAUUAUAUGUCCUACCGUGGUUAUAUCUUUCAACGAUUGGAUGGAACCGUCCCCUCUGAAGAGCGCAGGAAAGCCAUUGGGCAUUUCAACGCACCUGGUUCCCCCGAUUUCGCCUUUUUGCUAUCCACUCGUGCUGGUGGUCUCGGAAUCAAUCUCGAAACUGCGGAUACCGUUAUAAUCUUUGACAGUGACUGGAAUCCUCAAAACGAUCUCCAAGCGAUGGCCCGUGCUCAUCGGAUCGGUCAAAAAAAUCAUGUGAAUGUUUACCGUUUGGUGACCAAAGACACUGUCGAGGAAGACGUCCUAGAACGAGCAAAGCGUAAGAUGAUCUUGGAAUACGCGAUCAUCAAUCAAAUGGAUACAUCGGGCAAGCACGUUGGAAGGAAAGAGGCUUCAAAACCAGAAACAACCUUCAAUAAGGAUGAUUUGAGUGCCAUAUUGAAAUUUGGCGCGGCUAACCUCUUCAAAAGUUCGGCUGAUCAGUCAAAAUUAGAGUCCAUGGACCUCGACGAAAUCAUGAACAAGGGUGAAAACUUCGAAACUGAAACCGCUCCAACUGGCACCAGUCUUGGUGGUGAAGAUUUCUUGCAACAGUUUGCUGUCCAGGAUGUCAAGGCCGAUGUGACCUCUUGGGAUGAGAUUAUUCCUCUCUCAGAACGACAGCGCGUGGAAUCUGAACGGACGGCAACCACCACCAAACAAGCGGGCGAAGGCAGAAAUCGUGGAACAGCCACCUCUCGUGCUGCCAACGGAUCACCCUCCAGCAAAUCCAACGUGAUACCUCCUGAAGAUGAUCACGGUGAUGAUUAUGAACCCAAUGGUCCGACGAAAUCGGGGCGUUACAAGAAGAGGAAAUUAGGUGGAAGAUUCAAAGAGGAUACGCCUGAUUCGAUAGCUAAACCCAAAGAGAGCCGGGAUUCGAGUCAAUCGAGAAGUAAAGAGUUCAACUCAAAAGAGAUUCGUGAUCUAAUUCGCUCGAUCCAACACUUUGGUGAUAUCCGGCAACGAUACGAUACGAUGGUCAAGUUUGCCAAAUUGGAGUCUAAGGAUCGGGAGGUGACACUGAAAUGUGUGGAUGAGCUCAAGGAAAUAUGCGAGCGAGCUCUGGCGGAGAACGAAGAAGCGAUCCGGCUCAAACGACAAGCUGGCGAGGAAGUCACUCCUGCAAUGAGGAAUAAAGCGGUAUUAAUUGAGUUCAGAAAUGUUGCUAGCAUUAAUGCUGAGACGGUCAUGAGUCGGAUGAAUGAUCUUAGGCUACUUCAUGACGAACUGACGUCCGAAAGGGAUCCCCUCAAUUGGACCCAUCCCGCCUCAGGCCUCAAAUCAACAACAGCUGGCUGGUCAUGUGAAUGGAAUGAGGCCAAGGACAAUUCUCUUUUAAUCGGUGCUUGGCGUCAUGGAUUCGGUCGGUGGGAUCUGAUUCGGGAUGACCCCGAGUUGGGAUUGUCGGAUUCAAUCUUUUUAGAAGAACCUAAACGGGUCAAGGGAGAAGAGCCUAAAGCCAAAAGUAUUCCGAGUGGUGUCCAUCUCAGUCGACGAGGUGACUAUUUACUCCGGGCACUACGCGAAUAUCAUGAGCAGCAGGAACUUGAACAGAAAGAACAAGGUCGCGAUGGGUUUCAUGGUCACCAUGCAAAUCAGUCCACAAAUCAUCACUCCUAUUCUGCCACUGACACUCAACAUCGAUCUUCGAGACCAUCCGGCAAGACGAGUCAUUCAUCCCGCCCAGCCAAGAAGCAGCAUACUCAACAGAAACCCCCACAAGCUCGUCACCAUUCCCCUGCGGUGAGGGCCAGUUCAAAGUCGAGUUCGGAGCUGACAGAGGAAGCUGAUGAGGAAGAUGAAGAACUCGAGGAGGAGGAAGAUAGUAUGGAUGAAGGGGAAUGUAAAGAGGCUAUGAGACCGGUCAAAAAAGAGUUGAAAGAACUCCGGGCCGAUGAAAGUAAGACUAUUGGCGGGGCUGCUCGAGCUGCCAUCCUCAAACGUCUCAUAACCGCCAUCGGUCAUCAUAUCGACCAUUGCGUCAAGAUCAAUCGCGGCGACGAGAAAACCAAGACGAGAUUAAGGCGUCACCUUUGGUCGUUUGCCGUUGAAUGGUGGCCCAGACCAGCGGGUAGCACAGAACCGCUCAUCCGGGCUGACAAAAUGGAGUCCAUGUUCAUUCGACUGCGGAGCUUUGAUCCGAAGGACCAAAAAGCACCUGAUGCGAGCCCCAGUAUCCCCCAGAAUGAGGCCCCAGCUAUUCAACCAGCUCAGGAGUCAGCCUCUUCGCGUACUCCCAGUUCGCCCCCUCCCCCUGGCUUUAGACGCAUCACGCCCCGGUCUCCGAGCCAAGAUAGGUAUGGGCGAGAAGCUAGGAAUGAUCCUCCUAGAGAUAGUGUUGGGAACGGUUCUGUUAGAUACGACGGGGCGAACGGGAAUAGUUCUCGCAAUGAGGGAUGGGGAAAUAGUAGUAGGGGCCCCAGUAGGAAUGAUGGUGACAGCCGAAACGAUUCGGGUGAUGACCGUCGACGAAGCGGGGGCGGAGGGAACAGUAGCAGGCGUGUGGCGAGCGGCAGUGGUAGUGGGAAUAAUGGUAGCCAUCGGAAUAACAAUACCAAUAAGCGGAGGGGAGCCAGGCCGCCGCGAAAGAAUCCGAGCAGUAAUGGACUGACCAGCCAGAGCGGCUACUACCAUCCGAUCGGCUAUGAGAGCGGCCCGUCGGCGCCGAUCCAUCUUGAUGGCUCCGGGCCCCCACCGACGGUGGCGGGAUAUAUCAACCAGCCUGCGGCGGGCUCGCUUUAUUACCGGCCUCCGUCCCAUUCACCCUCCUCGAUCCAUCCUCAUCCGGUGGCCAAUAAUCGGGGACCAUCUUACUAUGGCUCACCUUCUGGUUACCCUUCCCCUUAUCCGGCCGCACCUCCUCCGGUGCCUUCUACUUACCCUAACCACCAUCCUUUUGUGGGAUCCCCUCAUAUCCCGGACCCUUCUGGCUUCGGCCCCGCUGCUCCUCCUAUCCCCCAUUAUCCUCAUCUGCCUCAGCCUCCUAAUCCUUUGCCUCGGCCGCCUCAUCGACCUCAUCCUUCCCACCAUUGAUCACAUCCUUCCCUCUCCCACCCAGAGGACUCUAUACUCCUUAUCUUGUACCCAUAUUUGUUCUUUAGUUGUUUUUGUUUGGUUAUAUAACUUAUAGUACAUGGUUUAUAUACAUAUAUAUAUAGAUAUAUAUAUGCAUCCCUUAGAAAUAUUAAAAGAAAAAAAAGACUCUUGCUUGUUCCUUUGAUCCCCCCCCCUCCCCCC